Molecule: messenger RNA, 519 nt
Organism: Haplochromis burtoni (Burton's mouthbrooder)
Lineage: Eukaryota; Metazoa; Chordata; Actinopteri; Cichliformes; Cichlidae
Product: ran GTPase-activating protein 1-like
Biological process (GO): signal transduction
Molecular function (GO): GTPase activator activity
Source: RefSeq, a predicted model, not a curated record
AACAACAAAUGGAAAUAGUCCUGUUUCGCCUAACAGUCCUGCGGAGAUCACAUCGUUCCUCAGCUGCCCCUCUGCAGAACGGCUUCUCCAGCUGGGACAGUUGAGGACACACCUUCAGCAAGAGGUCGAUGCAUCUGAGCCACAGAAAGCUGCUGAUGUCAUUCUGAAAAUCGGUUCCCUAUACAGUGAAGAUCCCGAGACCAAGGCCGCUGUUCUGGAUACUAUCGAUGCAAUGUUGAAGAAGCUCCUCUCUGGCUCCACCCUCCAGUCAUACUGCUUCCUCUCCACACUGCUGGUCAUGAUGGGACUACUCAAGGUAAAGCGUCGCUGCAGUGCUUCCUAUUAUGUAACACUUCAUGAGAAACUAUAAACAGAAUAUCAGUCAUUUACAUGCACAGAAUAGGUUCGGCAGGGCUCCAAAUCUGCUGGCAGAGAUUAGACAUCCAAAUAUUUAAGGAACUUCAGCGAUCCAUAAUUCUGUUAUAUCUCAGAAUUUAUCUUAAGAGAGCCAUAAUACUU